AUGACAUCUUUGCUCAAGCCUUCUGUUGCAUAUAGUGGCAUAGGGGAAGGAGCAGAUCAGUAUACAUACGGCAACUCUCAGCCCAACUACACAAGUGAUUACGGGAACACUUACAAUAACUAUUACUACCAAGACAACAACCCUGCAGAGGAGGAUGACUUUGAUUAUCCAGACACAUAUGCAUAUGGAAAACAGGCGCCCUAUCAGCCUUAUGACAACAUCUAUCCUGAAGGGGAUAUAGAUGAUGCCACUGAGUUUCAGGCUGCUUAUGGUGAAUAUAAUAACUACAUAAGAACAGAGCCCAAUUAUCAGCAAGACAACCUUCCCAUAGGUGGUGAGCUAGGAGGAAUUACUGACUAUUCCGAAAACUUCCUUGGGUACGAAGGCACUACAAGACCAGUUGUGUACAGGCACGGAGCUCACCUAGCACCAGAGGGAGAGUUUGGAGAAAUCACAGAAACAAAGGACAAUUACAGAGAGCUUUAUGCUGAAAGGCCAUAUGCUCUAAGGCAAGGUACUCAUUUAGUCACAGAAGGAAAUUUCAAGAACAGAACUGAAUACAACAAAGAGUACUACCAAAAAGCUUCUGAAAGACCUCUGAAGCAGAAAUAUCCAGAUAAUCUCAGGCAAGAGGGUGAUUUGGAUGAUGUCACAGAAACUCAUGAUCAGCAUCGUCAGUUUGAUGCCCAGCGUCCAAUUGUCCAGAGACAUGGAGCACAUCUAGCUCCUGAGGGAAAAUUCAAGGACAGAACUGAAUACAACAAAGAGUACUACCAAAAAGCUUCUGAAAGACCUCUGAAGCAGAUAUAUCCUGAUAAUCUCCGGCAAGAGGGUGAUUUGAAUGACGUCACAGAAACUCAUGAUCAACAUCGUCAGUUUGAUGCCCAGCGUCCAAUUGUCCAAAGACACGGAGCACAUCUAGCUCCUGAAGGGGACUUUGGUGAGAUCACUGAGACGCAUGACAAGCAUCGGCAGUUUUAUAGCCAAAGACCAGAAAUACAAAGACACGGAGCCCACCUAAAGACAGAAGGAGACCUUCAAAAGGAUACUGUUUAUGAAACAGAUUUUGCCAACAAAGGUGCAGCAAAAAAGAGAAGUGCCAGAAAGAAGUCUGAUAACCUCAGACAAGAAGGGGAUCUAGAAGAAGUUACAGAAACUCAUGAAAAACACCGUGAAUUCUAUGCUGAGAGACCAGUUGUACAACGACAUGGUACUAAUCUGUCAAUACAAGGUGAUUUUAUAAAAGAUACGGAGUACGAGAAGGAAUAUGCUCAGAAAGAUUCUAAGAAAAGAGGAACUUACAAGAAAUCAGAUAAUCUAAAGCAGCAAGGAGAUUUCGGAGAAGUUACUGAAACCCAUGAUAAGCACCGGCAGUUUGACAGCCAGAGACCAGAAAUACAAAGGCACGGAGCCCACCUAAAGACAGAAGGAGAUCUUCAAAAGGAUACUGUUUAUGAAACUGACUUUGCUAACAAAGGUGCAGCAAAAAAGAGACGUGCCAGAAAGAAGGCUGAUAACCUCAAACAAGAGGGGGAUCUAGAAGAAGUUACAGAAACUCAUGAAAAACACCGGGAAUUCUUUGCUGAGAGACCAGUUGUACAACGGCACGGUACUAAUCUGUCAACAGAAGGUGAUUUUUUAAAAGAUACAGAGUAUGAGAAGGAAUAUUCUAAGAAAGAUUCUAAGAAAAGAGGAGCUUACAAGAAGUCAGAUAAUCUAAAGCAGCAAGGAGAUUUCGGAGAAGUUACUGAAACCCACGAUAAACACCGGCAGUUUGACAGCCAGAGACCAGAAAUACAAAGGCACGGAGCCCACCUAAAGACAGAAGGAGAUCUUCAAAAGGAUACUGUUUAUGAAACUGACUUUGCCAAUAAAGGUGCAGCAAAAAAGAGAAGUACCAGAAAGAAAUCUGAUAACCUCAAACAAGAGGGGGAUCUAGAAGAGGUUACAGAAACUCACGACAAGCACCGUGAAUUCUAUGCUGAAAGACCAGUUGUACAACGACACGGUACUAAUCUGUCAACAGAAGGUGAUUUUUUAAAAGAUACAGAGUACGAGAAGGAAUAUGCUAAGAAAGAUUCUAAGAAAAGAGGAGCUUACAAGAAAUUAGAUAAUCUAAAGCAGCAAGGAGAUUUCGAAGAAGUUACUGAAACCCACGAUAAACACCGGCAGUUUGACAGCCAGAGACCGGAAAUACAAAGGCACGGAGCCCACUUAAAGACAGAAGGAGAUCUUCAAAAGGAUACUGUUUAUGAAACUGACUUUGCCAAUAAAGGUGCAGCAAAAAAGAGAAGUGCCAGAAGGAAGGCUGAUAACCUCAAACAAGAGGGGGAUCUAGAAGAGAUCACAGAAACUCAUGAAAAACAUCGUGAAUUCUAUGCUGAGAGACCAGUUGUACAACGACAUGGUACUAAUCUGUCAACACAAGGUGAUUUUAUAAAAGAUACAGAGUACGAGAAGGAAUACGCUAAGAAAGAUUCCAAGAAACGGACACCCAAAAAAAAAAACGACAACCUUAAACAACAAGGGAACCUAGAGGGUACUACUGAAACCCAUGAUAAACACCGGCAGUUUGACAGCCAGAGACCAGAAAUACAAAGGCACGGAGCCCACCUAAAGACAGAAGGAGAUCUUCAAAAGGAUACUGUUUAUGAAACUGACUUUGCCAAUAAAGGUGCAGCAAAAAAGAGAAGUGCCAGAAAGAAGUCUGAUAACCUCAAACAAGAGGGGGAUCUAGAAGAGAUCACAGAAACUCAUGAAAAACAUCGUGAAUUCUAUGCUGAGAGACCAGUUGUACAACGACAUGGUACUAAUCUGUCAAUACAAGGUGAUUUUUUAAAAGAUACAGAGUACGAGAAGGAAUACGCUAAGAAAGAUUCUAAGAAACGAACUCUCAUAAAAAAAAACGACAACCUUAAACAGCAAGGUAACCUAGACGAUACUACUGAAACCCACGAUAAACACCGGCAUUUUGACAGCCAGAGACCAGAAAUACAAAGACACGGAACUAACCUAAAAACAGAAGGAGAUCUUCAAAAGGAUACUGUUUAUGAAACAGACUUUGCCAACAAAGGUGCAGCAAAAAAGAGAAGUGCCAGAAAGAAGUCUGAUAACCUCAAACAAGAGGGAGAACUAGAAGAGGUUACAGAAACUCACGACAAGCACCGUGAAUUCUAUGCUGAGAGACCAGUCGUACAGCGCCACGGUACUAAUCUGUCAACACAAGGUGAUUUUUUAAAAGAUACAGAGUACGAGAAGGAAUACGCUAAGAAAGAUUCCAAGAAACGGACACCCAAAAAAAAAAACGACAAUCUUAAACAACAAGGGAACCUAGAGGGUACUACUGAAACUCACGAUAAGCACAGGAAGUUUGAGUCUGGAAGGCCUGUAGUCCAAAGACAUGGGAGUAAUUUAACCAUAGAAGGAGAUUUGCAAAAUAACACAGUAUAUGACAAAGACUUUGAUGCUAAAGUGGGAAAGAAGAGAAGUGGAAAAAAAAACUCCGAUAAUUUGAAACAGGUAGGAGAUUUUAGUAAUAAAACUGAGGUACGAGAUAAGUUUGAGUAUAAAUCUUCAAAGCCUCCUGAGAAAAAAAAGGCUGAAGAUAAUCUUCGACAACAAGGAAAUUUUACAGAUAAAACAGAGGUCAAAGAUAAAUUCAAGGGUCAGCAGACUGAGAAACGCAAAGCUAAACGAUUAAGUGGAAAUCUUAAAAGUGAAGGUAAAUUUGGUGAAAUAAGUGAGGUUAAAGACAAAUACCAACCAACUGAUCCCUCUAGACCUGAACGUAAGAGAGGAAAAACAAACCUCCUCCUUGAAGGACCAACUGAAGGUGAAUCAGAAUAUAAUGCCAUGUUCCACCUAUUUGGAGGCCAGAACCGUUACUCGUACCGAAUUUCUGACAAUUUGAAGCCGGAGGGGACUUUUGGAGAGACAAGUGAAAUCCAUGAUAAAUAUAGACAAUUUAACGCAGAACGCCCUGUCAUCUGGCGUCAGUCAACAAAUCUCAAACCAGAGGGGCAAUUUGGGGAAUCGUCUGAGUUCCGUGACAGAUACAGGGAAUUUAAAGCUGAACGGCCUGUUGUAAAAAAGAUGAGUUCAAAUCUACGUCCAGAGGGGGAUUUUGGUGAACUGAGUGAAGUCAGAGAUAAAUACAGAGAGCUUGAAACUCAUCGUAGUAUUGCCCCAAAGCAUGAGGCUACUAUGAAACCUGAAGGUCAGUUUGGAGAAAUAUCUGAGAUUCGUGACAAAUAUAGACAUUUUGAACCCCAACGAAUGGUGGCUCCAAAGCAUGGUGCCAAUUUGAAAACUGAAGGUAAUUUUGGUGGAGUUUCAGAACUGCAUGACCAAUAUCGGAGUCUUAAAGCAGAAAGAAAUAUUGCAAAACGUCAUUCUGCAAAACUGAAACCUGAAGGUCAGUUUACAACUAAUACUGAAGCUAGAGAUAACUAUGUCAGUCAAGAAACCCAGCGCAAUGUAGCUAAACCAAUAAAGGACCAAUUAAAGCCAGAAGGUCAGUUUGGCGAGAUAACAGAAAUCAAAGACAAAUAUAAACAGAUGGAGGUUCAAAGAAAUAUUGCGAAGCGGCACUCAGCGAAUCUAAAGCCAGAGGGCAAUUUCGGAGAAACCUCGGAAGCUCGGGAUAAAUACAAAGAACUAGAAAACCAGAGAAAUAUAGCCAAGCCAAUCAAUGAUAAGCUUAAGCCAGAGGGACAGUUUGGAGGUGUAACAGAAGCGAAAGAGAAAUAUACAGAGCUUCAGCGACAAAGAAACAUAGCCAAAAAGCACUCUGCAAAUCUCCGACCAGAGGGUGACUUUGGUGAAACCUCAGAAUUGCAUGAUAAAUAUAAACCAUUAGACUCUCAAAGAAAUAUUGCAAAGAAGCACUCAGCAAAUCUAAGACCAGAGGGAAGGUUUGGCGAAGUAAGUGAGGCUCGUGAUAAGUAUAAGGAAUUACCAUCUCAAAGAAACAUUGCUAAACCUGUCAGUGAUAUGCUGAAACCUGAGGGGGACUUCGGAGAAAUAACAGAGGUGAAAGACAGUUAUAGGGAGUUAGAGCGUCAAAGGAAUAUUGCAAAGAGGCAUUCUGCUAACCUGAAGCCUGAAGGAAAGUUUGGGGAGGUAACAGAGGCACAUGCAAAUUACAAAGAACUGCCAUUCCAGAGGAAUAUUGCAAAACCCAUCGGUGACCUGUUAAAACCCGAGGGUGAAUUCGGAGAAAUUACAGAAGUAAAAGACAGUUACAGAGAACUAGAGCGUCAAAGAAAUAUCGCUAAGAAACACUCAGCCAACCUAAGGCCCGAAGGUCAGUUUGGUGAGACGACCGAAGUACGAGAUAAGUACAGACAGCUAGAAGUUCAGAGGAACAUUGCCAAACGUCACAGUGCUAAGCUAAAACCUGAAGGGAAUUUUGGUGAGACUUCAGAAUUGCAUGACAGUUACAGAAACUUAAAUCCCCAAAGGAACAUCGCCAAGAAACAUGAAGAUAAGCUGAAACCUGAAGGCGAAUUUGGAGAAGUAACAGAAAUCAAGGAUAAAUACAAACCUCUUGACUCUCAGAGAAACAUUGCAAGACGCCACAGUGCAUCACUAAAGCCAGAGGGAAAAUUCGGUGAAAUAACAGAGGUCAAGGAUAAAUACAAAACCUUUGACAGUCGACGUCCCAAAGUAGAGAAGAAGAACCAAGAUAAUCUUUGGGAAGAAGGGAUCAGAAUACCGGUUAAAGGCAACACAGAAUCAACUUCAAACUACACAGAGUUUAAUAACCUCCGUGCCCUUGACUUAAGAGUACCGCCUAAGUACACAUAUAAUGUCACAGCUGUUAAAGUUGCAUGAACUAUUUAAAAUGACUAAUACCAGAGAGUCUAGUGUAAUUUUUGUAAAACCCAGUGAAGAAAUCUAAGCAAACAAUUUUAUACUAAUGCAACUGUAUCAGUCCUUAGAACUAGCUUAUUCAACACAUACGUAUUUGCCAUGAUAAGAGAAUUUUAUGCCUGUCGUUUUGAUAUUUCCUAGAUAUAACACCCUCUGCCUUAUUGUAGUGAAUAAGCUUUUUAAGAUGCUUUAUUAUUGAGGAAAGUGAUACAUUUUAUAACAUUUUUAGCCUUUUAUUAAGAAGGAACAUGUUUUCAGCAUCUGGCCAGUAGUCUUAAUGUAUUCUGCAUAAAAUCUGUAUGUGAACAUAUAGAUUUGAUUUCCAGGACCUUGGAAAGGCUAAACAAAUCACGUUUUACAUUGGUACCCUUAAGUCUACUACUUUUAUUUUGUGUAGAACUCGGCUCGGAGUGGGGCCUCUAUUAUAUAGACAUGGACUUCAGAUUGCUACACGGUUUUAAGGAUGUGAUCAUAACAGAAUUUCCAAUCAUUUAUUUAUAUCAUGUAGUCAUUUAUAUUUAUUAUAUAAGAUUAUUCUAUAUAUUCUCAUGAAGUAUAUCAGCUUAUUCCAGACAUACUAUAUUCCGUCAUUUGUUUUAUAGUGGUGUGCUCAUUUAGGCAUUUUUUAAAAUUAUUUAUAGCCUUUAUUAGUACUAAGGGACGUAUGAAUACAAUUAUUUAAUUAUUUCUCAAGUCCCUCUGCUGGGAUUCCUUGCAAUAUUAUCAAAUGGCAAUGUUUGUUAAGGAAUCCAAAAUAUCCAAUACGAAGGAGAAAAGGGCAUACAAAGAGCAUUGUUGUCAAAGCAUAUAUGUCAGAUAUAAAUGAAUUACAGUAUUUUACUCUAUUACCUUUUGAAUCCAUCGCUUCUUCACGUGAGUAAGAUAUGGAAAUUAAUUAUCCCAUUUUGGAAAAGCACUCGGCAGGUUAGCCUGAAAGCGAUCAAACGUUUAUCCUCAGUAACAACAUAAAUAGUGCUGGCUUUAAAGGCUGUAAAAUGGUCUGUGGGAAAGAAAACCAACCGGAUGGUAAGAACAUGAAGAAAUUACUCAGUGGUCUCUGUAUGCCAUAUUUCUCUUGACUGCGGAUCAGGCGCACGUGCGUCUAGACGCUUGCUAGUCUAGUUGCUCCGUUGCUAUUUAGCUGUGCUAUGUGCAUUUUAACUGCUGUUACUUGUAAUUAGAUAUUUAUCCUGUUAUAUCAUUAAUGUUGAAGUCUAUAUAGAAAUGUUUUAACUACGGAAUUUGCAUAUCAUUCACUAUCUGUCUUAACUAUGUUGGAACUAUGUUGGAAUUGACAAAGCUGUGACUCCGGUAAUUGUUGCUGAUAAUAAUUUCAUAUUCUGCUUUGUCACUGAGUGCCUCAGUUACUAUUAACAACUAUUAACAAUAUUAUCAAUGACCAUACUAUGACUGUACAUUAUCUGCACCAAGUGGCAAGCACCAAUCAUUUCCAUUCACUCCUGUGAUGAGUCUGCAACGACCUUCACCAAUAAAACUGCAAGUAAAUACAAUCAAAUACUUUACUAAUAAUUCUACUGCAAGGCAUGUUGGUGACUCAUUACCAAUAAUUCUGUUGCAGAGGGUGUUGGUAACUCUUUACCAACACUUCUACUGCAGAAUGUUGGUGACUACCAGUAAUUCAACUGCAGAGUAUGUUGUUGACUCUUUACCGAUAAGCCUAGUGCAGAGUAUGUUGGUGAUUAGUAAUGAUUACAAUAACUCGUUUGCUUCCGACUUCACAAGUAAUAUCUGAAUCCUGUCCCAUGUUGUUUCUACUAAUGAAGCCGCUGGUAUUUCCAAAAAUGAUAAUGUUCAUGAACCAGCAAGUUCCUGUGCUGUUAAUUAUCCCAUCACCCAAUUUGUUAGUAAUGUCAGCUUAUUCUUUCAUCACCUGAGGUCAAGCUUCGCCCUUUGAUAUUGAGGCUUUACUAGUUGCCUUCAGUAGAAUGCCAAUAUACUUUUGCUUAGGAACCAAACAAACUGCAGAUACCAAUGUCAAAGUAGCAGCCAUUUACAGGGAAUUGUACAAGAAUUUAUACAUAAUGGACAGAGUUCUCAAUAUAGCAUAACCUUAUUCCUUGGU
This is a messenger RNA of Macrobrachium nipponense, 7957 nucleotides long. RefSeq names its product titin homolog. Gene Ontology annotation, cellular component: ciliary basal body; centriole; axonemal microtubule. The coding region runs from base 1 to 5835 and encodes 1944 amino acids. The transcript has 3 exons. The record is from RefSeq and is a predicted model, not a curated record. Lineage: Eukaryota; Metazoa; Arthropoda; Malacostraca; Decapoda; Palaemonidae. Gene Ontology annotation, molecular function: microtubule binding.